UAAUAAAAAAUUUGUAUGAAAGUUUUUGCUUGUUCUGAUGUCACUUGUAGAGAUGAGCUGGAUGACUUAGAUGCUCAAGUGGCAUUGCUGGAGGAGCCUGAGGAGGGAGCCAUCAUAGGAAAGACCUUCAUUUGCAUUCUGGCUGACCAGUUUGCCCGACUGAAGACUGGGAACAGGCUGUUUUGGGAGCAUGAGAGCAGCAUCUUCACGAUGGAACAAAGGAACUAUGUUAAACAAGUCACUUUAGCAAAUCUCCUUUGUUCAAACCUUCCCCUCCAUGCUGUCCCCACCAAUGCCUUCCUCCCUCCAUCUGACAGUAAUCCUCUGGUGAAGUGUUCUGACCUGCCAGUGGCUGACCUAAUGCCAUGGAAGGACACAUCACUCAUAGAGAAGAUGAAGAAAGUGGAGAGUGGGUCACGCCAGCAAGACAAGGUGCACAAAGAAGAGAUAAAAACUGGCAAGGAAGCUCCCAAAGAAGAGCUCUAGAAGUGACCACUGUGUGCACUCUCCUGUUUGUACUCGCCUACUUGGGUGUUGCAGGGGUUGAGUCACAGCUCCUGGCCUCACCUCUUCACUGAUUGCUACUAGGUCCACCCUCCCUGCUCUAAAUGCACCCAUUCCUAAAUGCACCUGACAGUACUUAAUCACCAAGGCUACAGUGUAAAUAAGAUUAACAAUUUUUAUAUGAAACAAAAUACUUUGUGAUUUAAGAAGUGAAGAGUAUUGAAUGAUUUGCCUUGGUUAGUUGGGAAAGUCUUGCUAACUUCCCUAAGUUAGUGAACUAAACAUUAUCCAGAGAAAAGGCUGCAUUGUGAGUGGUAUUCAUCCUGUAUAUGCUUUUGAUUGACACUAAUUUUGGUGAAGCCUAUGUUGAAGAUUAAAGACUUGUGAAUAGGCUGUUGUAAAACAGUCAAAAACUAAUAUAUACGACUGCCAGUCAGGCUGUGCUUAACAUUGUUAUUGAUGAUCCAGAAUUGAGUUAGUAAAGCAUUCAGUUUAUAUUAAAUAUACAAAUGUUGGUGUAUUUGAGUCUCCUCAUACUCUGAGAUGACAGAGCUUUUCUCUUAUUUCCUCUUUAAGGGGGGGGGGGCUCCUUGUUGCUGUAAAGAGGCUAUCUUCUGAGGAAUUUGACCUUUUGGUCUUCUUCCUCAGACUGAACCUAAUUACCCCCUAAUUCCCCCUUUUUCCCUUUCCUCCCUCCUCUCAUUCCUCCUUUUUCUCCAUCCCAUUUGUAGUCUCUGGAGUCCUCUCCUCUGGCAUUAUGGGAAGUGUGCUGGGGUUCAUCCCACUGUGGGGUCCCUUAGGAGUGGUGUAGUUUGCCAUGGAAUCUGGAUCAUCUGCUCCCUUUCUGGAUUUCCAGGAGGUGGGGUGGGGUGUCCUGCAGGUGACAGGUGUAUCUCCAGAGGCUGCCUGUCAGUUCUGGGAGGUGGCAGUCGAGGGAGUUAUGCUUUGUGGCGGGUAUCUGACUGCCCUCUCUUGUCUGCUGAGGUGGCUUGGUGGAUAUGAGGGUGCUAUCCCAGAACACUGGUUUAUGGGCUGAAGGGUGGGUAUGGCAUGGGUUCCACGCUACAUAUGUGCUGCUAGCGGUGUUGAGGUCCUCUUGGAUGAGUGGGGGGGGGGGGAACUUGUGGCCCUUUCAUGCUUUCUAGAAACUAUCCCUUUGCUUUCCCUCAAUUUUGUUUUCCUUUUUCUGGAAAUAAGUGCCACCAUCGUGGAGUCUUUGUUCCGUGACCACCUCCUCCUUCCAGGCCCCUUUUUGUUACUGCAUCCUGUUCUGACCCGGCUUCAUUGUUAGAUCAUUGUUGAGACUUUUCCCAUACCCCUGUACCUCCUGCUGGUGACACUCCUUCGCUUCCUUCUCAUUCUGCCCAGAAAAGACCAGCACGACACUUGCUUCCCUUACACUCUGUUUCAAAAUAAACAAUGGACUAAGUUUUUUUUACCCUGUGACCGACUUCUCCUGCCUAUCUUUCUGAUCACAGUAUUAGCAAGGUGCUCCUAGUGCUCCUACCUAUGCCAUGUUGGUCAAGAUAUAUCCUUUCAUGUUCUCAAGAGUGGUGCAUGCAUCGUGGUGGUGCAGAAUGCUAGUGUAGCUCGCGAUCUUUUUCUCCUUGCAACCAUAGAUGCUAUUCCUGUAACAAUUGAAAAACGUCAAUCUCUCAAUUCUUGUAGUUGUACUGUCAUUCUACCUUGGAACAUUGUCCAACAGACUUUCCAGGCAUGUGGUGAUGACAUUCUGGAACAGCUUGAGCUCCAAGACCUCCCAGUCCUCAAAGUAGACACUUCACAGGUGCUUUAUAUUGCAACUUAGACAUAACUUUUAUACACAGCUGUUAACCUAACUUAUUUCAGAAUUUAUUUCCAUCAAAAAUAUAUACUAUCUUUGUCUAGGUCCCUCUUCAAGGGGGGCUCCUUGGCGUGGUGAAGAGGCUCUUGGUCUGAGGAAUUAGACCUGUCGGUCUCCUUCCUCAGACCGAACCUAAUUACCCCCAAUCCCCCCUUCCCUAUCCCUUCCUCCCCAUCCUCUCCAGCCUCCCCUUUUUCCUUUCCUCCUCCUCCUCCCCACCCCUCCCUUUUGCCCUUCCUCUUUUUGGCCUUUGGGAUUUUUCCCACAGGUGCGCUAGUUCCUAGGUAGGGGAAAGGGUACCGGGGUCCAUCCCAUUCCAUUGAGGUUCUUGGUGGUGGCGUAGUUUGCCAUGGAAUCUGGAUCACCUGGGGAUGUCCCGAUCCCUCUCCAGUAUCCCAGAGGGUGGCUUUGGGUAUCUUUCGGGUGAUGGGUGUAUCUCUGGAAGCCACCUUUUGGAUUCCGGGGGUGGUGGCCGAAGGAGGUAUGCUUUGUGGCGGAUAUCUGGCUGCCCUCUCUGUCUACCGAGGUAGCUCGGCAGAUGUGAGGUUGCUAUCCCGGAUUGCUGGUUUACUGGCAUGAAGGGUAGGGUAUGGCACGGUUUCCAUGCUGCAUCUGCGCUACUUGUGGUGCUGAGGUCCUCUUGGGCACGGAGGGAGAUUUCUGGCCCUUUCAUUCCUCCUAGGAACUAUCCCUCCCCGGUCCCCCCUUUUUUCAUUUUUUUUUUCUUUUUCUUUUCUUUCUUUUUUUUUCUUAAAAACAAAAAGGAAAAAGUAACCUAACCAUGGAGUACCCAAUCCAUGACCCCGCUACCCCCGGGCCCCUUAUUGUUACCGCACCCCGUUCUGACCUCGCCUCAUCUUUUGGCCACUCUUCGGACACUCCUAAGGCCCCUGUACCUCAUGCUGGUGCUGUUUCGUCACCCGCUUCAGGUGCCGGGGUUUUGACUGACUCCUUCGAUUUGUCUGACCUCCGCUCUCCUUUGACUAUGCUUCCGGCCUCUCCCUCUAUGGUGCAGUGAUUUUCGAAUUGCCAGCCUGUCUCGCAUCGGACCAACUCUGGUCCCACUUCUAAAUGCCAACGACAGUCUCCUGAUGAUGAUACUUCGUUACCUUCCCAUUCUACUCGGAAAAGACCAACACGUCAUGCACUCCCUCUCCACACUCAGUUUUGGACCACAAAAUGGACUAAAUUCUUUACUUUAAGACUGACUUCUUCUACUGCCUAUCUUUCCGACCAUAGUAUUGGCAAAGCGCUCCUGCUCCAUGUUGGUAGAGACAUAUCCUUUCAUGCUCUAAAGAGUGGUACGUGCAUUAUCACAGUCUAGAAUGCUACCCAAUUUCAUGAUCUUUCUUUUCUUUCACAUAUCAAUGCUAUUCCUAUCACUAUCGAAAAACAUCAUUCCCUCAAUUCUUGUAGUGGUACUGUUAUUCUGCUGGCAUACCAUAGUCCAACAUAAUUUCCUGACAUGUGGCAAUGACAUUCUCGUACAGCUGGAACUCCAAGAUCUCCCAAUUCUCAAUUCUUAUUUUCUUCCUGCCCGCAGG
Molecule: messenger RNA, 3891 nt
Organism: Cherax quadricarinatus
Lineage: Eukaryota; Metazoa; Arthropoda; Malacostraca; Decapoda; Parastacidae
Product: peroxidase-like protein 3
Biological process (GO): response to oxidative stress
Molecular function (GO): peroxidase activity; heme binding
Source: RefSeq, a predicted model, not a curated record